This is a messenger RNA of Aspergillus homomorphus CBS 101889, 2058 nucleotides long. RefSeq lists its product as uncharacterized. Bases 1 to 2058 code for a protein of 685 amino acids. The record is from RefSeq and is a predicted model, not a curated record. Lineage: Eukaryota; Fungi; Ascomycota; Eurotiomycetes; Eurotiales; Aspergillaceae. The transcript has a single exon.
AUGUCGAACCGCAACCGCCUUUCCUUGCAGGAGCUCAGGGAGGACAAGAAGCUCCUCGAUGCUGUGUGCGACGAGGACCAGUCGGCCGAACUCACACCCGAGUGGUUUGAACAGAAUCUCCACAGGCAGGUGACCGAAGCGGAGCAGAGGACUAUUGACUUAGAUAGGGAGAAUACUGUCCUCAAGCACCAGCUCAGUGCGCUGAGGAACGCGCUGGAGGAGACAGAGAAAGACAUCCUCGAACAUCAAAGAGAGCUAAAAAAUACACGGAAAGACCUUAAAGCGAGCAAGGAGAAAAACAAAAAGAAGAAGAAGGACCUCAGGAGAGAUCUCGAGAAUGCUAACAAGAAAUCCGCUAUAUGGAGGGAAAGGUCUACACUGGCAGAAAAUUUGCUCAACGAGGCUAAGACCACACUUCGAGAUUUCGAGAAAAAGCUACAGCAUCGCAACACAUCUUUCUCAACUCUACAAGAUACCACCCGCAAGGCCUGCAAGAAAGCACAGGAAGAGAAAAGAGAGCUUGGACGUCAACUGAGGAAUGAAAGCUACAACGCUGGGAAACUGUGUAAAGUGACCAACACCUUGGAGAGGGAGAACGAAUUGCUCAAAGAGAAACUCCGCAGAGUUGUGCGGACAGCGAAUGAACAGGACAAGCUGAUGGGUAUCUCUAUGAAAGGCAAGUCAGGUUCAAACAACAAUGGCAAGAAAAGAAAUGACAGGAAUAAUCAGAGGGACCUCGAGAUGGUCGAUAUCCUGGAUGAAAAGAGCCAGAGCAAAGCCUUGGCAGGGUUUGGCAAGAGAUUGUCGUCCUUUUCCAAAUACGCAAGCUCAUUCGCGGGGUUCGAAAGUCAGGAUGCUAAUCUGCACAAUGAGCUUGACAUGCAGGACUUCCAUUCUGACUCCGACAUCAAUACUAACACGGGUUUCGGAGGGAAGUGGUGGGUUGACAAGCCGCCGCCGAAGAAGGAGAUGCCCAAGGGCUACGUUGCCCAACUUUGGAAUUCGUUCCGCGAGAAUAUACUCGUGGAUGAGGGCGUUAGCAGCUGGCCUGCACCCAAGCCACGGGUCCCCCUCCCGGACCCGUCAACCGAGCCCAGACUGCCCGCCAUAAUUAACGCUCGGAAAAGGGGAUAUGGCAGUCUGGGCCUCGACGAUGCUGCCAUGGCACCCGACGCGGUAGGCGAGGUGGGGGAGGGGAUCAAGCGGAUGCGUAUGGAUGAGCUACCUUCGGGAUGGCCAUCCAAGGAGCCGGAUAGCGGCUUCAUGGCUAUUACGAAGAUGCUCGAUGACUUGAACGUCUCGCGGGCCUAUCUCGACGAGAUGACUCCGGAAAUGGCGCUGGAGAAGUGCCUGACGAUCAUCCGGGACGCAUUGCAGACGAAAAUGGAGCGCACCCCGACGAUCGACGAGCUGCUGCAGUCUGUGGUCUGGUACUUGCAACAGUCCACCGUCGUCAACCGCGGCCCGCUAGACAUCCAGCCCCAGGUCAAACCGGUCCAGCCGCCGCUGGUGCCCGAAGCCCGCGUGAUCUCCAUCAAGUCCCCAACCGAGCAGGCUUCCACGACCCCGACGAAGUUCCUCCCGCGCGAGAAGACGAAAUUCGUCGGCCCCAGUUACCUCCCGCCCACGCACAAGCCCACGCACUUGAGACACAGCUUCCCACCCACAGCCAAGCAAUGGACGAAACUGUCCCAGGACAAGGAAUUCGCGGACGCAGUGGAAGUCAAGACUCAGGAGGGCCCAGAGUAUGUUCUUAUGCCGACGGAGACACGUGAUUUCAGGAAAUUUUCAGGCGCAGUCGACGACCCCAAGAAGCCGCUGCUCGGUACGGUUACUUGGAGUUGCAUAAGCGCAGGGGUUUGCGUCCUUGCAUAUAUCUGCGUUAACAACAUCUUGUCGAGCUCCGGUGAUACGUCAUCCUGGUUGCACUCGAAUGAGAUCCCUCUGCAGUUCAUGCGACUGGUGCGCAGCAGCCAGAUUUCGCAUGACCAGCUGUUGCAGCAGGUGCAAUAUGGUGCGGCCAAGAUGGCUGAUAUCAACGCGAGCAUGUUGGGUUGA